This is a messenger RNA of Adineta ricciae, 1023 nucleotides long. Lineage: Eukaryota; Metazoa; Rotifera; Eurotatoria; Adinetida; Adinetidae. The record is from the annotation of a GenBank genome assembly.
AUGUCUAAUACAACAUCAUCUCCAUCUACGGUUAAUAUCGGAGCUGCGCAAUUAAAUCAGGCAGCAUCAUUAAGUGUAUUGGUUUUAUCAUUUAUCAGUGUAAUUCCAGGUGGAAUUGGCUUGAUAUUCAACAUUUUAAUUUUCACUCGGCCAGUAUUACGAAAUGAAGCAUGUAUAGUUUAUUUCUUCUCCUCGACAUGUUACAGCAUAUUCAUCGUCUUAAUUAUGCAACCAGUCCGUGUUGUAGCAGCUAGUUUCAAUCUAGACCUAGCCAAUUAUAAUCUUGGAAUAUGCAAGAUUCAAUGGUAUGCAUUAUAUGGCACGCGAGCCAUCGCCUCGUGGCUAAUUGUUUUAGCUUGUCUCGAUCGAUUUUUUCAUAGUUCAUCGAACGCAUGUGUUCGUCAUUUGAGCUCAUUAAAAUUAGCCAAAGUCGCUGUUAUUAUCAGUAGUAUGAUCAUCUAUAUAUCAUAUAGUCAUAUGAUCGUUUAUUACGAGAUUACGCAUAGUCUUGAUCGAUUCGGAAAUAUUUCACCCUCAUGCGGAGCACAACAAGGAACUUAUCGAACAUUCUUUGGUUUCUGGAAUAUGGUUAUGUAUUCACUGUGUCCGUGUGCGCUGAUGUUCUUGUUUGGUAUGUUGACAUUGAAGAACGUUCGUCGACAUCGGUUUGUAAUGCCAGUGAUAACUGAAGCGAAUCGAGCAGCUCGUCGAACAGAUGCGCAAAUUCUGCGUAUGUUAACUGCGCAAGUGUUCGUGACAAUUCUAUUUACAUUACCUACGGCGUUCAAUGAUUUAUACGCAUCUUUUACGAGGAGUUGGGUAAGGAAUACAUAUGAAGUGGCUCAAUUAAAUUUAUUAGGCCGAGUUACAGGUAUUAUACCGUAUUUCGCACAUUCAAGUACGUUUUAUUUGUAUACGCUGACGGGUACAAUUUUUCGUCGGGAAUUAGUCAAGAUUUUUCGACGAUGGCUUCAUCAGAGUCAAAAUAUCUUUAUUACAACUCAAAACACAGAAGCCCAUUAG